UUCCGAUUCAGACGUGGAGACGAAGUCGGGCGAAUGCAGCCGCAGUAAAAAUCCGUGUAAAUUCUCACGCAAGUUUCCGUUUAAAGCAACCAUUUUUACACGUUCGAAAUUUGGCCUCCUGCUGCUCGCGUGUUUCGGCGAAAAAAUGAAGAGGACGCGCUGCGAGGGGGAGGAGGAGCUCGAGACAAAUACAAAUUCCAAGGAAAUCUGUGAGCUUUGCAAGCUUUCUGAUGAUUGUCCCAGUAAAUAUGGGGAAAAGAUCACCCUGAAGCACCACAACCUCACAGUUCACUACUUCUGUCUGCUUAUGUCCAGUGGAGUAUAUCAGCGAGGAGAUGAAGACGAAGGAAUCUAUGGGUUUUUAGUGGAGGACAUAAAGCGGGAAAUACGCAGAUCCUCAAGGCUGGCAUGUACAGUUUGUAAGAAGAAAGGAGCAUCAGUUGGUUGCAAUAUUAAAAGCUGUAGAAAGGUGGUUCAUUUGCCAUGUGGAAUCCAAGAACAGUUUAUCUUUCAGUUUACUGGACAGUUUCCGUCAUUCUGCAGAGAACAUUGUCCCACUCAAACAAAUUCUCAACCAUCCUGUCCCAGCACUCCGCUGUCAUGUUCUAUCUGCUUGGAGUUUGUCGAACCUGUGCUGUCCUACACAGUGCUUAAAUGCCCCUGUUGUCAUAGCAGCUGGUUCCACCGUGACUGCGUGCAGCAUCAAGCAUACAGUGCUGCUCUGUUCUUCUUCAGAUGCACCAUUUGCAAUAAUAAGGACAAGUUUCAACAGGAAAUGCUCAGAAUGGGAAUCCACAUACCGGAAAGAGAUGCAUCUUGGGAACUUGAGGAAAAUGCCUAUGGUGAAUUAUUGCAAGUGUAUCAACGCUGUGAUGCUCUCAAAUGUAUCUCUCAUAAAGGUCGAAAGUACAGCACACAGGAAGGGAAGUGGGAGAUUUUGCGCUGUAAUUUUUGUGGCUCAAAUGGAACUCAUCGAAAAUGUGCAUCUUUGAAGCUGUUUGAGACGAAAUGGGUUUGUGAUGUCUGCAGACCUGCUGCAAAUGGAAAUGAAAAUCUUUGUCGAAAUAUCAAGUCUCCACCUUCAGGGACAAAGGAAAUGCGAAGGCUACUGAAAAGACGGAAAUCUUCUCUUCAUUCAGUUGUUUGUAAAAGGUCUUCUCUUCAGCGAAAUACCCCUGGAGAGAUCCUGCAUACACUGGCCAGUCAGAUCUCAAAGCACCAGUUCAUGUCAGUGGUGGUAAGAAAAGAUGGUGUCUUCAAGGCUGCCCUGGAGCUCCUGAGACAGGCGGAUUUUGAUCCACAUCACUCUCUGAAAGUGACAUUUCCAGAUGAUGAGGAGCAGACCAAUGACAUGAAUAAUGGGAAUCUGCAAAGAUUUCCUAGGCUUCUAAUACAGGACUUGCAAAAUUCAGUGCUCUUUGAAGGUCCUGAAAAUAAAAAGAAUCUGGCAUUGAACUCUCAAGCUGUACAAGAGGACUUUUACUUUGAUGCAGGAUGUAUCAUAGCUUUAAGCCUGAUCCAUGGGGGGCCUCCUCUGGGCUUCUUCUCCGAGGCAUUGUACAAGUGCCUUUUCAACUUUCCAAGGGAUUCUCAUUUGACUGUGGAGGACAUGGGUGAAUCACUUUGUGCAGCCAAAGUGAGGAAGAUAAGGGAUGCUCAAUCUGUAAAGGAUUUAAAAAAAGCUGUCAGUUCUGCAUCAGAUUAUCUUGAAGUAGCUGGAUGUUUGAGACAAAUUAACAGUCUGUCCGACAAGCAGCCGCUAGUAAAAGAUAUUGUGAACUUCCAUCUUGUAACAAGAAUGCAGUUACCACUCAAAAGAUUUCGAGAUGGACUAAAUACCUUGGGUCUCUUUGAACACAUCCAAAUGUUCCCAGAGAUUUUCUCAGACCUCUUUUGCUACCCACCUGCGAAAAUAUCAGCUCACACAAUGGCUAACCUUUUCUUUGUCCAAUUCUCUGACAAUGAGGAGAAGAAAAAGAAGGAAAUAAUAACAGAGGGAUUCUGGAGACAGUACCUACAUGAUUGUGAAGAGGGCAGAUGUGCUACAUCACUGGAGGACAUUCUCAUCUUUGCUACGUCAAAAGACAUAGUUCCUGCAAUGGGAUUUAACCCAAAUCCCAGUGUAUCAUUUGUGCACUCACUGAGCUCAGUAGGUACAGUUCCUGAACGUCAACCUUGCUAUAACAAAAUUGUACUGCCCGUUGCCACAACCUACGAGAUAUUCAAGAAGCACUUGGAAUAUGCAGUAUGCCAAUAUACACUGAUGCAAACAAUCUGA
Messenger RNA from Scleropages formosus (Asian bonytongue), 2278 nucleotides. It is a transcript of the gene g2e3, whose product is annotated as G2/M-phase specific E3 ubiquitin protein ligase. The record is from RefSeq and is a predicted model, not a curated record. Gene Ontology annotation, cellular component: nucleus. The transcript is spliced from 14 exons. NCBI's taxonomy places the organism in Eukaryota, Metazoa, Chordata, Actinopteri, Osteoglossiformes, Osteoglossidae. Gene Ontology annotation, molecular function: ubiquitin-protein transferase activity. Bases 146 to 2278 code for a protein of 710 amino acids.